AUGGAUCCAUUCUUGGAAAAGUUGCCCGAUGAACUACGAUCAAAGGUUAUUGGCGUAGUGAACAUUGUGCCGGAAUCACUGCCAGUCUUCGAACAGCUAUAUAUGCAUGCCUCUGAGAAUGCUGAUCAAGCCAGGAAGGUGAGGAAACUUGACGGUGAAGAAGGCCAAUUGGAAAAUACAGCUCCCGAUAAGAACCAGAUAAUUUUUUCCAUUAAGGAUGCAUCUGUCCUUUCUCCAAUACGAAAGAAGUUGAACUUCAUAUUGCAUUUGUCCCCACAGACAGGGAAACCUAUGCUAUCGUUGUUGAAAAAUGGUAAGCCAGAGUUGACGAUCAAAGACUUGAGGACAAAUAUUAAGAUGGCUACCUUCCUUCCGGUAGCUGAGAAGCAGAACUACAUUUACAUCUUUAUCAGUUACGAAAAUUCGGUUAGUGGUAAGUAUACGGAACCGAUUUUAAUGACUUUGAAUAAAAAUGCGCUACUUGAGCAGUUUAAGGAAUCUGGCCUUCUGGAUUCUUCGGUUGAUGAUUUCUCAAAUUGUGUCGAGUAUAUGAGGAAACAGGCUAUCUUAGCAGGAUUCAGAAUCUCAGACCCGUUCUUUUCCAGUCAAAGAGCAGCAAAUGAGUCUUUCCAUGUCGAGUGCCAUAGGGGAACCAAAGAGGGCACUCUGUAUUUUCUACCCGACCAUUUGAUCUUCGGUUUCAAAAAGCCUAUACUACUUUUCCAAUCCGUAGACAUUGAGGCGAUAACAUACUCUUCUAUUACAAGAUUAACGUUCAACGUAACUUUAAUCACUAAAGGCGAGCAGAAGUUCGAAUUUUCGAUGAUUGAUCAGAAUGAAUUUGCCAAAAUUGACGAAUAUGUGAAGAGAAAGCAAGUGAAGGAUAAAUCGAUGUCUGCGGAAUUAAAGGCAAAGUCGAAAAGUAAGGGAGGCCAACAGAACAACGAAGGUGACAAUGUACCUUCUGCGCUUGAAGAGGCUGCUCAGCAAAUGGAAAAUGAAGCAACUGCUCCAAAUAUCAGACUGGGUUCGGAUGAUGACGAAGAAGACGAGAAUUUUGAAGGCGAAAGUGAUUUGUCAGAUGGAAGCGGUGUAGAGUCGGAGGCUGAGGAAAAUGGCGAAGACAUUGAGCUGAACGGCGCCGAGCGUGAUGACGUGCUUUCGGAUAAUAGGCAAUUUGCAGUAGAAAAUGAACAGUCACAGACAGUGGGUAGCACCGCAGACAUCGGGUUGGAGGAUAUACCGAUAGAGGUGGACGACGAUGAAGAAGGCUCUGGCGUGGAAUACGGCUGA
Molecule: messenger RNA, 1293 nt
Organism: Torulaspora globosa
Lineage: Eukaryota; Fungi; Ascomycota; Saccharomycetes; Saccharomycetales; Saccharomycetaceae
Gene: RTT106
Product: Rtt106p
Exons: 1
Coding region: 1-1293 (430 amino acids)
Molecular function (GO): nucleosome binding; histone binding
Source: RefSeq, a predicted model, not a curated record